AUGGCACGCGAAGUCGUUUACUUGCACGAUGUCGACCCUCGACCGAAUUAUAUGUCCACUUGGGAGCGGUUCAAACACAGGGAGGUACACUGGCUCGUCGAGAUGUUCGCAGAAAUGCUUGGCGUAUUCCUCUACGUGUAUGCAGGUUUGGGGCCAACAGCAGCACUGAUUGUUGGAAACCUCACAGCGGAAAGCGGGAUUGGAUCGAAGAACCUCCACGUAGCUCUGUACACCAUCGGUUUCGCCUAUGCAAUCGGAAUCGUCCUUGCUGUCACGUUGUGCUCAGCAGCAUCUGGUGGCCAUUUCAGUCCAGGUGUUACCAUCACACUUGCCCUAUUCAGAGGUUUUCCCAAGGCAAAGGCCGUGAGAUAUAUCGUCGCACAAAUACUCGGCAGUUACUUGACCUGCCUUGUAGUAUACGUGCAAUGGAAAGACCUCCUUGUCGCUGCAGAAGAGGUGCUGAACGCAAAGGGGCUCUACAACACCCUGAUGUUUACGAACCUCGGCCCUGCUGGCGUAUUCGCGCUCUACGUAUCCCCAGGAACAAAUCUGCACCGCGCGUUGCUCAACGAGUUCGUGACUGACUUCAUGCUUGGCCUCGCUAUAUGUGGCGUUAUGGAUCCAACAAAUCACUUCAUACCUCCCAUGGUCGCCCCGUGGAUCAUCGGCUUCACCUACUCGGUCGCAAUCUGGGGUUAUGCUCCGACAGCCAUUGCCGCCAACACGGCCCGUGAUGUUGGAGGUCGUCUGAUGGCUCUUACUAUCUGGGGGAAGCAAGCCGCUGGCGGUCCAUAUGCAGCUAUAGCGGCAUUGACAAACAUACCUGCAACUGUGCUUGCUUUCGCCGUCUACGAUCUCUUCCUUGGCUCCGGUACUCGCACAUUGACCCCGUACCACGUCGACUUCCUGCGUGCUCGGGUCCAAUACCAGCAAGACAACGGGCUUCCGCCCCAACUUCGUCCCGACGGUCUAAAAUCGGGCGAAAACUCACUCUCGAAUGGUGCUAAGAAGCAUAUUGGCGAUAUGCCUGGAGUUGAAAGACGACCUACAGUCCGAAACCAUGUUUGAAAGAAGUUUGGCCUUGGAUGGUUUUGCCGCCGUGCAGACCAACUGAGGGGUCGAGGGUAUCGAGUUGCUAUAUGAUCGUAUGAUUCGCCUUCAUAGCAUGUAUGCCAACCAUCGUAAGGUCUUGUAUAAGGAGGCUCUACGACUCAUCACCCUCAUGCCUCAACGGAUGAACGCGGCCCUCGUCGAGCGUUAAUAUCGUUAUAAUGCGGUCAUAUUUGAUGUGGGACCUUGGUGGUGUCUGGAGAACACUAUGGGUUGUCAUGCGAUAGUGAUGUGUGGAUCUGUGUGCUAAGCAGUGCAGAAGGGUUGCGAAGAAAG
This is a messenger RNA of Pisolithus orientalis, 1386 nucleotides long. RefSeq names its product aquaporin-like protein. Gene Ontology annotation, cellular component: plasma membrane. The coding region runs from base 1 to 1068 and encodes 355 amino acids. Gene Ontology annotation, molecular function: glycerol channel activity; water channel activity. NCBI's taxonomy places the organism in Eukaryota, Fungi, Basidiomycota, Agaricomycetes, Boletales, Pisolithaceae. The record is from RefSeq and is a predicted model, not a curated record. Gene Ontology annotation, biological process: glycerol transmembrane transport; water transport. The transcript is spliced from 10 exons.